AUGGCAACGAACGACUUCAAACUCUGCAGCUGGUUGUUCCAGCUUGGCAUGGAUCCCGAUGAAUUCUACAUCUAUCGUGAGGAUGCAGAUGCAGCAAAGGCAAGGAAGUCUCCACUUGAGCAAAGCAGGUAUGGUGUUGCAGCACUUCGCCAAGCGAUUCGGUACCGCGACAUUACUAGGAUCGAGGUUCUGUGCGGUGGCGUAAAUGCCGAUGCGAUUGAGCCAUUCAUCGAAGAAUCUGAGGAAGGAAAGCCUGCGAUCAGUCCUCUAGGUGAAGCGAUCAUUGCGAAAGACUCGGAAAUAGUCCUGGUGCUGUUGAAGCAUGGUGCUAGUUCAAACGCAUGCGUAUCCUUUGAUGGCUUCGGGAUGUUGGAGCACAUCAAGAGCCACAUGCAACGAGUAACUCCCUUACUGGCCGCUAUCGACGUACAAAGUCUCCCCCUGGUCAAGAUAUUGGUGGAGCACGGGGCAGAGCUACAGUACACACGCAACAUGGGUAUCAGCCGCACACCUUUGCAAAGAGCCGCCGAGACGGGUAGCUUCGACAUCGUGGAGUACCUCGUCGACCAGGGCGCCAUCAUCGAUACAACUCCAGUAUAUUCCGGCGGUACCGCAUUGCAACUAGCUGCCAUGAACGGGUUCUGCGGUAUUGCAGCAUUUCUGCUUGAGCACGAAGCGGAUCCAAACUACCCACCGGCCAAGGGCGAUGGGCGGACAGCCUUCGAAGCAGCAGCAGAGUGGGGUCAUGUAGACACGAUGUCGCUGUUGAUGCAGUGGAAGGUAAAUCUCGAUGCGCAGUUUGGGGAGCCUUCUGAAAGUCAGUACGAACGGGCUCUUGAUUUUGCCAAGGAGAACGGUUUCAUGGCGUCAUCGCGGUUCGUCGAACAUCUCUAUGGGCAAAGGACAAGAGACGAAAGUUGGCCUGCGGGUUUGGCGUUGGAUUCGAUGUGA
Alternaria infectoria is the source of this 951-nucleotide messenger RNA. RefSeq lists its product as uncharacterized. Lineage: Eukaryota; Fungi; Ascomycota; Dothideomycetes; Pleosporales; Pleosporaceae. The transcript has 2 exons. Bases 1 to 951 code for a protein of 316 amino acids. The record is from RefSeq and is a predicted model, not a curated record. Gene Ontology annotation, molecular function: protein binding.